Molecule: messenger RNA, 1036 nt
Organism: Apus apus (common swift)
Lineage: Eukaryota; Metazoa; Chordata; Aves; Apodiformes; Apodidae
Gene: SYF2
Product: SYF2 pre-mRNA splicing factor
Exons: 7
Coding region: 32-784 (250 amino acids)
Cellular component (GO): Prp19 complex; catalytic step 2 spliceosome; post-mRNA release spliceosomal complex
Source: RefSeq, a predicted model, not a curated record
GGCCGGAAGCGGAAGUGUUGAUCGUGAGGGGAUGGCGGCGGCGGUGUCGGCCCUGGGCGGUUUGGGGGAUCCCGAUGGCGGGGGCUCGUCGGGCUCGGAGGACGAGGCGAGGCCGGGCGCGGCGGCGGCGGCGCAGAAGCGGGAGGAGCGGCUGCGCAAGUUCCGCGAGCUCCAUAUGAUGCGGAACGAGGCUCGGAAGCUGAAUCACCAAGAAGUGGUGGAAGAAGAUAAAAGACUGAAAUUGCCACCAAACUGGGAAGCCAAAAAAGCUCGGCUGGAGUGGGAGCUGAAGGUGGAGGAGAAAAAGAAGGAAUGUGCAGCCAGAGGAGAAGACUACGAGCGGGUUAAGCUGCUGGAGAUCAGCGCUGAGGAGGCCGAUAGAUGGGAAAGGAAAAAGAAGAGGAAAAAUCCAGACCUAGGGUUUUCAGAUUACGCGGCCGCGCAGCUGCGCCAGUACCAGAGGUUGACCCGGCAGAUCAAACCCGACCUGGAGGAGUAUGAGAAGCUUAAGGAGCAGUAUGGUGAGGCCCUUUAUCCCACGUCUGACAGUCUUCUCCAUGGAACUCACGUGCCCUCUAAGGAAGGAAUUGACAGAAUGGUGGCAGAUCUUGAGAAGCAGAUCGAGAAGCGCGAGAAGUACAGCCGCAGGCGCCCGUACAACGACGACGCCGACAUCGACUACAUCAACGAGCGCAACGCCAAGUUCAACAAGAAGGCAGAGAGGUUCUAUGGGAAGUACACAGCCGAGAUCAAGCAGAACCUGGAGAGAGGCACAGCUGUCUGAGCCCUCCUCUCCAGCCAAGCGCAGCCCACAGCAGCUCUGCAAGGUUUUGCAGGUGAUUUUCUAAGUUGUAUCCAAAAAUGCUUUGUAAUUUGUAAAACCCAUGGAAUAUUCCACGUAGAAGUGAUUUGCCUACAACUUCAGCUGCACACAGCUUUUAGCUGUGGAAGUGACCAGCUUGUACAGUGUCAUCUUCUAAAUAAAGACAAACUCUGUCACUCAAUCUAGAAUAAAACUUGUCUCCGUUCUUCAGUA